Nannospalax galili (Upper Galilee mountains blind mole rat) is the source of this 1586-nucleotide messenger RNA. It is a transcript of the gene Hes7, whose product is annotated as hes family bHLH transcription factor 7. Gene Ontology annotation, molecular function: RNA polymerase II cis-regulatory region sequence-specific DNA binding; protein dimerization activity; DNA-binding transcription factor activity, RNA polymerase II-specific. The transcript is spliced from 5 exons. The record is from RefSeq and is a predicted model, not a curated record. Gene Ontology annotation, biological process: regulation of transcription by RNA polymerase II; regulation of neurogenesis; anterior/posterior pattern specification. The coding region runs from base 150 to 785 and encodes 211 amino acids. NCBI's taxonomy places the organism in Eukaryota, Metazoa, Chordata, Mammalia, Rodentia, Spalacidae. Gene Ontology annotation, cellular component: nucleus.
CGGGCCAUAAAGUGACUCCAUAUGGCCAGGGGCGGACCCACACCCGGGUGCGAACUGUCCCUGCCCCGAGCCUCACAGGCAGUCACUUCCUCCUGAAGUCUCCAAGUGUUGAUACAUUCUUCGGCAGAGGGCCAUGCUUUUGGUCUGAGAUGCUGAAGCCGCUGGUGGAGAAGCGGCGCCGGGAUCGCAUCAACCGCAGCCUGGAAGAACUGAGGCUGCUCCUGUUGGAGAGGACCCGGGACCAGAACCUCCGGAACCCGAAGCUGGAGAAAGCAGAGAUACUGGAGUUCGCCGUGGGCUACUUGAGGGAGCGAAGCCGGGUGGAGCCCCCGGGGGUUCCGCGGUCCCCAGCCCAGGACGCCGAGGCGCUCGCCAGCUGCUACUUAUCCGGCUUCCGCGAGUGUCUGCUUCGCUUGGCGGCCUUUGCGCACGACGCCAGCCCGGCCGCCCGCUCCCAGCUUUUCUCCGCGCUGCAUGGCUACCUGCGCCCCAAACCGCCCCGGCCGGAGGCGGUAGAUCCCAGGCUUGCAGCGGCGCGCCCACCGCUGGACCCCGCCGCACCCAUCCUUGGCCCCGCGCUGCAGCAGCGCCCCCCAGUACACCAGGGCCCCCCUAGCCCGCGCUGCGCUUGGUCCCCAACCCACUGCUCACCCCGAGCCGGGGAUCCCGGCGCCCCGGCGCCCCUCACCGGACUGCUGCCACCGCCACCGCCGCCUUACAGACAAGUCGGGGCGCCCAAGGCCCCGCCACUCCCACUGCCCGCCUUUUGGAGACCUUGGCCCUGAGCUUUGGGGGGCUGGAGGUGGGGGUUGGGGGUGGGGUAGAGACUGCAGGCCGAGGGCAGGAGAGGGACCCCGGCAUCCAGGCGAGGUGUUGGGGAGGGUAGUGGGGCGCGCGGGCUCAGCGCGCGGGUGAGAUGUGGUCUAUAUUAGAGUAUCUAUAUAAAUAUAUAUUUUCCUGCUUCCUAUCCCUUUUCCCUGCCCCACGACCCUGCGUGUAGGAUUGUACCCUUUCUGCCCCAGCCCAACCCCAGUUCCUUCCCGAGUCCCUAGUGCAUGGAAUAAAGUGGUUAUUAAAUCCCCGUGUGUCCCCUAGCCAGGGGCCUGCCUUUAUGUCGGCGUCCACGCCCACUUGUCCAUUCCUUUCGGUCUCCCACCUUCAGUCUCCAUGGCCCAAGCCCUGGGGCAGACAGGUAAGUGAAGAGCAGAGUGGGAGACUAAGGUCGGAACUGAAACCAAUUAGAAAACAAAGAGUAGGGUGGGGGAAGGAAUGGGGGGCCUUGAAAUUAAAACUGAGAAAUAAAACCGACUCUGGUGGGAUUCGAACCCACAACCUUUGAAUCGCUUGAUUUCAUCUCUAGAAGUCCAAUGCGCUAUCCAUUGCGCCACAGAGCCACCUGGCAGGCGGCGCCUUCUCUCAGCUUACGGACACUAGCAUAGGAAAAAGGGGUCGAGUCCGGGAAAGCUAGGGCAAGGAAACUGGGCGGAGCAUAAGAAGAGCCGGGGGAAGGGCUCAGAGGCCAGCUGAACGAGAGGAAGCCCGCGGAAAGCCCGGAGUUUAGUGGGAAUGAGGGUGGGCACGGGUGC